AGCGAUGUUCCAAAGGCAUAUUCUCGAGCUGACAGUAGCAGUUCUUCCUCUUCAAGUUCAUCACAAGAAAAAGUUCGCCAUGUUUCGCGGAGGCGUCGGAGACGACGUCAUCGAACUCCCACAUCGUCAUCAUCGUCAUCAUCAUCUACUUCAGACAGCAUAAAACAGAGGCGUUUUCGCAAACGUCGACGACGGUCAUCUACCUCAUCAAGUGGGAGCAGCUCGUCUUCCCGGCCAAUGUGGCCAAAAAAGAAAAAUAACAGUACACCUUCUCCAUUAUCAUCAUCAACGUCAUCAUCAUCUGAUGAGUCAAGCCACCGCAAUCGUAGUUGGCGUAAAUGUGCAACAAAACGGAAUAACAUAUGGGUGCGUAAACGACAAAUAAAGGUUAGACAUGGACAAGCUGACAGAAGUGAACAAUUUUAUGAACCAAGGCCUGUGUCUAGUGGAUGGACUCGGCAAACUUUCGUUUGCGAAUGCGGCGAAAAGUAUGGAUCGCAAAAGGCGCUAGCCCAUCAUAUCUUACAAAAUCACGAUGCAGAGAUACCAUGCUUCGGCUGCAAUGAGACAUUAUCUUCAUUGACCAAAAUGCUGGAACAUUUUCGGACAAAGCAUACAAAGAGUCUCAUCGCUUGCGUUUACUGCAAGUCUGUAUUUGGCAAACCAAACGAUAUGACGGAAAAUCAGUGGAAACGGUUGAAAACGCAUAUGUAUGGGGAGCUUGUCUAUGCAAAACUGGCCGAAUUGCAAGGGUGACUGCAUAUAAUAGAUCUUUCGUCUAGAGCUCAUAACUUGGAUUUUUAUCCUUUUCACCAAAUUGAUUUUGUUUCGCACAAUUAUCUCGUUUUUUUUC
Cylicocyclus nassatus is the source of this 853-nucleotide messenger RNA. Lineage: Eukaryota; Metazoa; Nematoda; Chromadorea; Rhabditida; Strongylidae. The record is from the annotation of a GenBank genome assembly.